AUGUCAGGCAACGGCAACGGUAGUAGCAAGUGGCCUGACUUCCGCCUCGCGUCGACCCUAUGGUCUCUUAUGCCCGGCUCCCAGUCCAACAGGCCAGAUAAGCAAAACGACCAAGACCGCGACGGCAACGGCAACGAAGGCCACAAGAACGAGCAGCAACUCAAGAACGAACCCCAAGGAGAGCUUCCAGAAGAGCUAAUGCAGUCACUCGAGUUGACCCAAGACGAAGUCGGCACCGGAAGUCGGCCAAUUGACGAGAUGAGCGGUUUCGAUAACUACGAUGGCGAUGCUCAGUCUGGUCCAGAAGACGACGUUCAGGACCAAGACUUUGGUACGCUCGAAAUGUUCGACAGCAACGCAACACAAGCCCCCUACACGUCGCAACUCGACAGCGCGUCCCAGGAAGACCAGGCACCUGAGGCGCCCACCUCGGAAGACAUACCGUCCUCUCAAUCCCAAAAGCACAAGCGCGACAAGAAGGGGCGCAAACAGAAGGGCAUAAAUGAGAGUGAAUCUCCACAGCUGCCAGCUGCCCAAGGAUCCUCGCGCAAGUCCAAAAAGUCCAAGAAAAAGUCAACGGUACCGGUCGAAAUUCCCGAUAGCCUGAUCGAAAACAACACAUCAACCAUGUUCCCAUCUCAGCCUUUGGACAACAACUUGGCUGUUGACCUUGAUGAUGAGGCGGCUGCUCCUGCUACUCAAACGAAGCGCAAGCGCAACCCCUCGGAUUCUACUGACGGCAAGCAACGCAAGAAGCGGAGAUCCCGUGACGAGGCAGCCGACAUAGAAUCACAGCUGGUGGAACCAGGAACACAAGAUGGCCAAAUUGAGGAAGCAGACAUUAAAGAAUCUCAAGCUGCCUCUUUCCUUCGCACCAGGGACGCAGCUCGCCCAGCUUCCAUUUACGAUGACGUCGCAGAGGAUGUACCCCAAUCUCCCAGUGCUGCACGCCUCGAGGUGCGUGAUGCCCGAUCAAGAGAAGGUAGUGCCGCUCAUGACGAGAUGGACAUUGAUGCAUCAGUGAAGCAGACCCAGGAUCAGGAGACUGAGGUGUCUGGCUUUUCUGCAAUCAAUGGGCAAGAGAACACAGAACACCAGGAGCUUGAACAAGUGGCCAGGGACGUGUGGAAUGCGCACAUCAACGGUCAGAACCAACCCAACACACAAGACCCAUCCGUGCACCCUGAGGAGAUGGAAGUUCCAACAUCUGCGCAGCGUCCCCAUACAAGCAACGAUGUGUAUGAUGUUCCCGGAAGCCCAGUUCAAGCCUCAAACCCCCCAAGUGCCAGUGCCAAGAAAUCGCCUUCUCCCGAGGUCCCCGAGGGCGACCUCCCAUCACCUUCUGCCAUGACACCGAUGCCACGAAAGCGCACCAAGAAGGCUUCAAAUCGUAGAAAGUCUGAAGCCAAUCGUGCACUCUCAUCUCAAGACAUGGAAGUCAGAGAUGAUGACGACCUAUAUGGCAACCCAGCAACCGGACGACGCAACCGAAUGGCUGGCUUCACCCAGGGAAGAUUCACAGGUGAGGAACUCAGUCGUAUUGCACAAGCAGUUGAGAGUUACCGUGUCGAGCGCAACAUGGUGCAGCAUGAACUAAAUGCUAUGAUCCAUGCUCCUGGAGGUACAACCGCUGGUGAUGAGCAUGCCGCCCUUUGGGCACGCAUCUUUGCAACAUGCCCAGACCGACACAGACAGAAAAUCAUCAAUAUCACCCGAAAGAAGUUCCACAACUUCGUUGCUCGUGGUACUUGGACAAGCGAGCAAGAUGCCGAGCUCCGUGACCUUAUUGAGGCCAACGGAACAAAGUGGUCCAAGAUUGCGGGUAUCAUCAACCGUCACCCAGAAGAUCUUCGGGAUCGUUAUCGAAACUACAUCAUCUGCGGAGACUCCCAGCGGAAGGAUACCUGGGAUGAGGAGGAAGAGGGUAACCUGACACAGUAUGUAAUGGAAGCCAUGGCCGCCAUUGACGAGUUACGAAUCAUCCAACCUACCCGCGAACUGCUCAAGAAGCCAUAUGAGGAACUGAUCGAUUGGCAAAACAUCAGUGAGCGUAUGGGGAGAACUCGCAGUCGACUUCAGUGUAUCACCAAAUGGAGGGCCAUGAACAUCAAGACUCAUGGCAAGGAUAAGUUGGUGUCUCAUGCGCCCGAUGCAUCCAUUUCCUUCCGUCUCGAGAAAGCCCGUCGUCAAAUUGCCGCGAUGCCUGAGGAAGAACGGUAUCGCAUGAUCAUGGCUAUUUCAGGCUCAUCCGCAUCAAUUGAAGCCAAGAUUCCGUGGCAGAGGCUGGUUGACAAACAGUUCCGUAACAGCUGGCAUCGGCCAACGCAGAUGCUUCUUUGGCGACGCCUGAAGCAAAGUGUACCCGAGUCAGAACAGAAGACUGUACGAGACUCUGCACAAUACCUUCUUAAUUUGUACGCCCAGACUGGCGAGCUUCCUAAUGUCGACGAUGCUCUUUUCGACGAUGCGGAGGAAAUGGAGUUCGUCAACAGUAUCCCAACCGCCCACGCUUCUCACAACAACACUCCUGCCAAUGGUCAGAGCCACAUGAGCGCCGAAUUUGUCAACGAGGCUGAUGAAGAGGAAACCGAACAACCACAGGGUGAAUACGGCGUUCCUGAUGAGAACAUCAAUCCUGAUUUGCCUAUCGCACCAAUGGAGGACUUCAACCCAGCCCCGAUGGCAUCAAUGGAUCCCGUUGCUGCAGUUGCAGACCUGGCUCCCAUGGAGGAUACUGAAAUGGUUGACCCAGCUCUUUCUGCAGAUCAUGCAGAGCCCGAACAGCCUGAGGAGCCCGUCGAUGCACCGAUGAAAGAAGAGCCUGUGCCUGUCGCUAAGCCCACCAGCACACCUGUGUUUGAUGAGCCAGCUCCCCCCAAGGCAACCCGCGUUGCAAAGAGAACAGCCCCCUCUCAGGACCCAAUUGAGGAUGAUGGGGAGGUUCAGGCCGGGGCUCCCGCAGAGGACAACUCUGAGGUUGACGAGGCUCAGACGCGCAAGCGAAAGACGCCUAGCAGGUUCCGAUCUGCUGGCGUCACUGAGGUAUCGGCUGCCGCCGACGAUUCAGACAGCGUUAUGGACGAUAUGGAAGAUUUGCCAGCGCGCGUUAUGUAA
This is a messenger RNA of Fusarium fujikuroi IMI 58289, 3114 nucleotides long. RefSeq lists its product as uncharacterized. Gene Ontology annotation, molecular function: DNA-binding transcription factor activity; transcription cis-regulatory region binding. Gene Ontology annotation, biological process: regulation of DNA-templated transcription. Bases 1 to 3114 code for a protein of 1037 amino acids. The transcript has 3 exons. NCBI's taxonomy places the organism in Eukaryota, Fungi, Ascomycota, Sordariomycetes, Hypocreales, Nectriaceae. The record is from RefSeq and is a predicted model, not a curated record. Gene Ontology annotation, cellular component: nucleus.